CUCUCUCUCUCUCUCUCUCUCUCUAACUUUCUCUCUUCUCUCUAAGCCAUUUUUUGGUGUGUAUUUUUUUUUUUUUCUGUAAAAAAUCCACUGAAGAUGACGCUGCCUCCUGGACCGUACUCAGGCAAAAGCACCCUUGCUUUGGUGGCUAGGGUUUCUGCUUUUACGUUCGGACUUGCUUACGGAAGCGUGAAACUGAAAGUUCUUAAGGCAAAGGCAAAGUCUCAAAAGAAAGUGGAAGCCAAGGGGCAUCACUAGAGGAGCACUUUUUUGUUAUUCUUUUUGUUUUCUGAUCAUAAUAAUGGGAAAAUGAAAUUCGAUUUGCGUUAUGCCCUGAUUGCAAAUGAGCCCCGUUUUAUACUUGCAGAGAAUUUUCGAAUAUAUCUGGCCUUAAACUCUGUCAUUUUGUUUAGAUUUUCUCGCUACUUUGGUGACUUUCGAAAUGAGAUAAUGUGCAAUGUGAGAAGCGGCACUCAGUCUAGAUAAUAUUUGUUGCUCUUUGUUUGAUCUUUUCGACAUUCCUUGUAAAACGAGGGUGGUUGUACUGCUUGAAAUUACGAGUUCGAUUAAUU
Messenger RNA from Erythranthe guttata (spotted monkey flower), 572 nucleotides. The record is from RefSeq and is a predicted model, not a curated record. Lineage: Eukaryota; Viridiplantae; Streptophyta; Magnoliopsida; Lamiales; Phrymaceae.